CCCGGCACGUUGGGGCGCCGCCGGCACCGCAGCGCGGCUUCAGGCGCCAAGCGUUGGCCGCCCCGGGGGGCUGCUUCGCCGGGGACUCGCCGUCUGCCGGGCCCCGCCGGGAUCCCGUUGGCCCGGCAGGAGCCUCUGCGAGAGACAGCUCCGCUCGCCGCCAGCCAUGGACGGGGACAGGGUGGAGAUAGACGGGGGCAUCAUGGAGGGGGGCGGGCAGAUCUUGCGGGUGUCCACGGCGCUGAGCUGCCUGCUGGGCCUGCCGCUGCGGGUGCGCCGGAUCCGCGCCGGGAGGAGCCAGCCCGGCCUCAGGCCUCAGCAUCUGUCUGGACUGGCGAUCAUUCGAGAUCUAUGUGAGGGGAGGCUGGAAGGUGGAGAAAUUGGCUCAACAGAAAUAACCUUCACUCCUGGGAAGAUAAAAGGUGGAACACACACAGCAGAUACAAAAACAGCAGGGAGCGUGUGUCUACUGAUGCAGGUAGCAAUGCCCUGUGUGCUGUUCGCUGCUUCCCCAUCAGAACUUCAUUUAAAAGGUGGGACUAAUGCUGAGAUGGCUCCUCAGAUAGACUACACAGUCAUGGUUUUCAAGCCAAUAGUUGAAAAGUUCAAUUUCACAUUUAAUUGUGACAUAAAAAAGAGGGGCUACUAUCCUCAGGGAGGUGGUGAAGUUGUAGUCCAAAUGUCACCAGUCAAAGAGUUGAGCCCAAUAAACUUAACAGAACGUGGCAUAGUGACAAAGAUAUAUGGAAGAGCAUUUGUUGCUGGAGCACUGCCUAUAAAACUGGCAAAAGACAUGUCUGCAGCAGCAGUGAGAUGCAUCAGAAAAGAAAUCAGAGAUCUUUACAUCAAUAUUCAGCCUGUUCGAGAACCUGAUGAUCAAGCCUUUGGGACUGGAAGCGGAAUAAUCGUUGUUGCAGAGACUUCAACGGGUUGUUUGUUAGCUGGAUCAUCACUGGGCAAGAGAGGAAAGAAUUCUGACAAGGUUGGCAUUGAAGCAGCUGAGAUACUGCUUAGGAACCUUAAACAUGGUGGAACUGUGGAUGAUUCUCUGCAAGACCAACUGAUCAUUUUCAUGGCACUAGCAAAGGGAGUGUCUAGAGUAAAAACUGGACCAAUUACACUUCAUACUCAAACAGCUAUACACUUUGCAGAGCAGCUAACAAAGGCCAAAUUUACUGUGACAAAAUUGGAAGAGGAAGAUCCCGGUAAAGAUACCUACAUCAUUGAGUGCCAAGGAAUGGGGAUGAUAAACCCAAACUUAUAGGUUUUAAAAUAACAACAACAACAAAGACGACAGCAAGCUGACAAAAACAAAACUCAACAUACCUCAGUGAUGUAUUGCACUACAUUUCAAAGGAUGUAUGAUAUGCAUGUGAACCAGAGGAGCCUUCUGUCACGUCAAAGCAAUUUAAUUUCAAGGAUGAUGUGGAAUUCUUCCUUGAUGUACUGAGAAUCUGUGGUGUGAAAAAUGGAAACUUUACCUCCCCCCCCCCCACAUUAGCAGCAAAGUGAGUACAGGCAGGACAGCAAAUGGAAUACAUUGUAUGUAUUUGAGAGCUUCAGUUAGAAGCCUUGAAAAUUCAGAUUCAAAGGAGAAAAUUACUAAUUCAGUUUUGAAAAAAUACUGAUACAUUCUUUCCCCUUUAAAAAAAAUAGACAUCUAUGUUUUAUUAUGUGGGAACCUUUAUGUUAUGAGGUAUACAGAAUGAAGUGCCCCAUCAAAUCUGUAUCACUGUUCUUCCUUAACCAUUUUGCUUAAAUUGUGUGUGAGGACAUAAUAAAGCAAUAUCACCAAGUGAAA
This is a messenger RNA of Falco peregrinus (peregrine falcon), 1801 nucleotides long. RefSeq names its product RNA 3'-terminal phosphate cyclase (gene RTCA). Bases 167 to 1264 code for a protein of 365 amino acids. Lineage: Eukaryota; Metazoa; Chordata; Aves; Falconiformes; Falconidae. Gene Ontology annotation, cellular component: nucleus. Gene Ontology annotation, molecular function: RNA-3'-phosphate cyclase activity. Gene Ontology annotation, biological process: RNA processing. The record is from RefSeq and is a predicted model, not a curated record. The transcript is spliced from 11 exons.